AAUCCGCCCGAAAAUGUUAGGGUCGGCCCAUAGGGUGUCGUGCUCGAUCCUCUCUCUCCUCUCCUCUCAGCGAAGGCGCAAGGUCAAGGUGCAAGGAGGAGCAGCGCCGACUUUGCGAUGCAGAUCCUCCGGCGGAAGGUUCUUGAGGCUUCCCGCCGCCUCCCUCUCUUCUACGCUGCGCACAGCGGACGCGCCCAUGCGGUCGCUACGCUGGCGGGCGCCGCCGCGCGGUGGGCCCCGCCGGCCACCUCGGGCUCACUUGCCGCUGCUCCGUGGGCUGCCACCCAGCGCCGCGGCGUCAAGAUGCUCGGCUCCGACGUGAAACUUGGAAAUAUCAUACAAAGAAGAGGUCGCAUUUAUCAGGUAAUAAAAGCACAACAUUCGCAUCAAGGAAGAGGAGGAGCCACAAUACAGGUCGAACUGAGGGAUGUUGACACUGGAAACAAAUUAACAGAAAGAUUUCGUACUGAUGAGGCCCUUGAGAGAGUUUUUGUUGAGGAGAAGUCAUUCACAUAUCUGUAUCAGGAAGGAGAUACUGUGACACUUAUGGAGCCUGAAACAUUUGAGCAACUUGAAGUUUCGAAGGAACUGUUUGGCAAAGCUGCAGCAUACCUGAAAGAUGAAAUGAAGGUGAAUCUACAAUACUUUGAUGGCCGGCCAAUGUCUGGUACAGUUCCUCAACGAGUGACUUGUACUGUUGUUGAAGCACAGCCAAAUACAAAAGGGCUAACUGCUCAACCUCAGUAUAAAAGGGUCUUGCUGGACAAUGGUCUUUCAGUGCUUGCACCACCCUUUAUUGAAGCGGGUGAGAAGAUUGUAAUCAGUACAGCCGAUGAUUCUUAUAUGACGAGGGCAUAACCAGAUAUCGUGGAUACGUUUUGUUCUCCCAAAUGGGCGAGUAUGAUUUGGCUAAUGGAUAAGUUUUCACUCCUGCAGUUGCCGUAAACAGUCAAGCUUGGUCGACACCAACCAAUAAUUUUAGUUCUUUACCAAUAGCAACACAUUUUGUACUCACAGAUCUUUUCAUUUCGCCCUCGUUUCAAAUAUUUAUGCAAAAGAAUCCAUUCAUGGUGAACCAUGGAAUCUUUUUGGGGAACAGAGAUAGAGAAGCUGUUUUGGUAUAGAUACGUUCAAAUUAUUUGUAUUCCCUUGUAUGGCUUACUGUUCUGCGGAACUCAUUUGGGUUUGAUUGUCUGGAUUUCAUGCAAAUAAAUACGAAGUUUUGACUGUUGAUUCGUA
This is a messenger RNA of Sorghum bicolor (sorghum), 1239 nucleotides long. Its product is annotated as elongation factor P. NCBI's taxonomy places the organism in Eukaryota, Viridiplantae, Streptophyta, Magnoliopsida, Poales, Poaceae. The transcript has 11 exons. Gene Ontology annotation, cellular component: cytoplasm. Gene Ontology annotation, molecular function: translation elongation factor activity. The coding region runs from base 118 to 858 and encodes 246 amino acids. The record is from RefSeq and is a predicted model, not a curated record. Gene Ontology annotation, biological process: translational elongation; peptide biosynthetic process.